Ostreococcus tauri is the source of this 993-nucleotide messenger RNA. RefSeq names its product UAA transporter. Gene Ontology annotation, cellular component: Golgi membrane; endoplasmic reticulum membrane. The transcript has a single exon. Gene Ontology annotation, molecular function: 3'-phosphoadenosine 5'-phosphosulfate transmembrane transporter activity. Gene Ontology annotation, biological process: transmembrane transport. Bases 1 to 993 code for a protein of 330 amino acids. The record is from RefSeq and is a predicted model, not a curated record. NCBI's taxonomy places the organism in Eukaryota, Viridiplantae, Chlorophyta, Mamiellophyceae, Mamiellales, Bathycoccaceae.
AUGACCACCGCGUCGCCCACCGCGUCGACGCACCAAGCGUCCAAGCCCGAGCACUCGCAGCUCGCCAAGAUCGCAUUCUGCGUCGUGAGCGUCGUCGGCUCCCUCAUAGCGUACGGCAUCUUACAAGAGCGGAUCAUGACGCGACCGUACGGAGACGGUGCGGAGAAAGAGUUCUUCAAGUACUCCGUCUUCCUCGUCCUGAGCAAUCGAGUGCUGAGCGCGUCGUUGGCGGCGUUCAUACUGGCGCGAAUAGGGGGAGCCGUGCGACCGGUGGCGCCGUUGGUGAAGUACGCGGGCGUGAGCGCGUCGAACGUGUUGGCGACGACGUGUCAAUACGAAGCUCUGAGAUACGUGAGCUUCCCAGUGCAAACCUUGGGGAAGUGCGCGAAGAUGAUACCGGUGAUGAUUUGGGGGUACUUUAUUAAUCAGCGACGGUACGGGGCGAGCGAUUUUUUGGUGGCUUUGAGCGUCACCGCCGGGUGCACGAUGUUCGCGCUGUACGGAGAUUUGACGCAUCGACACGCGGCGUCGAACAAGAACAGCAGCGCCAAGGGAUUGAUGUUGAUGCUGGGCUACCUCGGCUUCGACGGGUUCACGAGCACGUUUCAGGACAAACUGUUCAAGGGGUACCAGAUGGAGACGUAUAAUCAGAUGUUGUACGUCAACGGGUGCAGCGCGUGUCUCUCCUUCGUCUGGCUCGUCUCCGACGGCACCAUGUGGACCGCGCUCGAUUUCAUCACCAGGCAUCCAGCGGUGACGACGGACAUCUUAACAUUAUCCCUCAGCUCCAUGCUCGGCCAGCUCGCGAUUCUGUACACCAUCAAGGAGUUCGGCGCGUUGACGUACGCCACCAUCAUGACGACGCGUCAGCUCCUCUCCAUCAUCCUCUCCUGCAUCGUCUUCAUGCAUCCACUGACGUUGGGACAGUGGGCCGGCACCGCCCUCGUCUUCGGCGCGCUGUACGCGAAGAAUGCCUCCGCGUUCGCGCGAUAG